Candida albicans SC5314 is the source of this 975-nucleotide messenger RNA. RefSeq lists its product as uncharacterized. NCBI's taxonomy places the organism in Eukaryota, Fungi, Ascomycota, Pichiomycetes, Serinales, Debaryomycetaceae. The transcript has a single exon. The coding region runs from base 1 to 975 and encodes 324 amino acids. The record is from RefSeq and is a predicted model, not a curated record.
AUGUCAUUACAUAUUAGUCCUUUUUCCGUGGCCACUAACGCCCUUGUCCUUUCCUUAGCCGGUAUAGCUUCUGCUCAAAAUCUUGGUGGUCUUGAUACACCUCCACAAGCAAAGACAGACACCACCAAAGCAACAGAGAACACUAGCAGUAUAUUGAUCAAAACAGAGGAAAAUUCCCAAGACACCACCAACGAAAAAACCACUGAACCAAAUACCACUACCCAGGAGACCACUACCCAGGAGGCCACUACAACACCAGAAACUACAAAAGCAGAGUCUACGGAUCAAAUCAAAACUUCACAAAUAGUCCAAACCACAAAGAUAACUCAAACUCAAGUAGAAACGUCAACUACUCAAGUGGUGCAAACCAUCCAAGCACUGUCAGGGGGCACUACACCACAGGUAUUAACAAAGCAAAGUACUAUUACUGCUGCUGGAACCCAAACAACAUUAGUAACUCAAACUCUAGUAGUGGUUGAUGGCCAACUGCAAAAGCAUUCUACGGUUACUUUACAAAGUGCAAGCACAGUGUCUCCUAUUACACCAAACGAGUCAACAACUGUAUGGUGGACACCUUCUACCACUCAAUUGAACAGUGGUUCCUUAGGCAAGUAUGGUAGUGCUACACCUGUUACUGAAAACGAGUCAACGACAAUUUGGUGGACUCCAAGCACCCAAAUCACAUCUUCAACCACCUCUGGCAAGGCUCUGGAUACCACCUCACAAAAAAGUGAUACUGGCUCUAACACCAAAUCUUCUGGUGGAUCGAGUGACACAAAAAGUGUAUGGAUCGCUACUACAGGUUCUGAUUUUGCUUCUCAAUCAAAUUCCGAUUCAAGCUCAACUGCUUCACGCAAUAGCUCAUCGAGUGCUUCACGACAAGCUGUUAUAAUAGGUAGCAAAGACCUUACGUGGAAAAAGACGUUAUUAUGUGGUGGGGUUAUCGGUGUUAGUUUGUUGCUAAAUUUAUUGUAG